Messenger RNA from Marmota flaviventris (yellow-bellied marmot), 1594 nucleotides. Lineage: Eukaryota; Metazoa; Chordata; Mammalia; Rodentia; Sciuridae. The record is from RefSeq and is a predicted model, not a curated record.
CCCACGGCCCCGCCAGCACGGGUGGAGUCCGCAGCGGGGCAGACCGCCCGCAGGAUUGGGGUUAAAGUGCAGUGGUUACCUGCUGCACACCUGCAGCCUCCUCGUCGCCGCCCUGCCUUCCCUCUCCCCGCCUCCUCCCGCGGUGGCCGAAGGCCGCUGCUGGCCCCGCGGCGCCCUGGCUCUCUUCCCGGGACUCCGCCCGCUUCCCCCCCCCGGCGGGUAUUUGAGGCCUGGUGGCCGGGACAUCUUCCUUCUGCUCUGCUCGCCGUGGGCCGUGGCGCCGAGAGUCUGGGGCUCGCCAUCAUGGAUCCUCUGUUGGAAGCAAGCGGCACCUUUGCCUUAAACCUUCUGAAAACGCUGGGUGAAGACAGUUCAAAAAAUGUGUUUUACUCACCCAUCAGCAUCUCCUCGGCCCUGGCCAUGGUCCUCUUGGGGGCAAACGGAACCACCGCAGUCCAGAUGGCUCAGGUACUUUCUUUAAAUAAAAGCAGCAACAGUGGAGGUGGAGAUGUCCACCAGAGCUUCCAGUCCCUUCUCACUGAAGUGAACAAGACGGACACACAGUACUUGCUUAGAACAGCCAACAGGCUCUUUGGAGAAAAGUCUUAUGAUUUCCUCUCAUCUUUUAAAGAUUCCUGCCAGAAAUUCUACCAAGCAGAGAUGGAAGAGCUUGACUUUCUGAAUGCUACAGAGGAGUCCAGAAAACACAUAAACACCUGGGUAGCUAAAAAGACAGAAGAUAAAAUUACAGAGUUGCUGUCUCCAGGUUCAUUGAAUACAAACACUAAACUGGUUCUCGUGAAUGCCAUCUACUUCAAAGGAAACUGGGAUAAACAGUUUGACAAAGAGCUCACCCAGGAGAGACCAUUUAAAGUCAGCAAGAAUGAGGAGAAGCCUGUGCAAAUGAUGUUUAAGAAGUCUACUUUUAAAAUGACCUAUAUAGGGGAAAUAUUCACCAAGAUUCUAGUCCUUCCCUACGUCAGCGAGGAGCUGAAUAUGAUCAUCAUGCUGCCCGAUGAGCACAUUGACUUGAAAACGGUGGAGAAGGAACUUACUUAUGAGAAAUACAUAGAGUGGACCAACCCAGACCUGAUGGAUGAAGAGGAGGUGGAGGUUUUCCUCCCUCGGUUUAAGCUACAGGAAAAUUAUGAUUUGGAGGAAGUCCUUCGCAGCCUGGGCAUGAUCGAUGCCUUCGAUGAGGCCAGGGCAGACUUUUCUGGAAUGUCAUCCAGGAAAGACCUGUAUCUGUCCAAGGUCGUGCACAAGUCCUUUGUGGAGGUCAAUGAGGAGGGUACUGAAGCUGCAGCCGCCACUGCCGCUAUCAUGAUGAUGAGGUGCAUGAGGUUCACUGCGCGCUUCUGCGCAGACCACCCCUUCCUCUUCUUCAUCCAGCACAGCAGGACCAGAGGGAUUCUGUUCUGCGGACGAGUUUCUUCUCCGUGAGGAAACAGUCAUCCCUGGGUGCAGUCCUCUGCUUUCACCUUCUGACCCACUUUUCUUCUGACACUCCACCAUGUGCCUGUGACCCAAGUGACCUUAUUAGUGCAGUGUAACAAUUCAGAAAUAAAGGGCCCAUUUUGGAUACCCAUGUCGA